Plasmodium cynomolgi strain B is the source of this 479-nucleotide messenger RNA. RefSeq lists its product as hypothetical. The record is from RefSeq and is a predicted model, not a curated record. Lineage: Eukaryota; Apicomplexa; Aconoidasida; Haemosporida; Plasmodiidae. The transcript has a single exon. The annotation marks the transcript as partial.
AUGACGGACAAAAUAUGUCACAAACUGAUCAAUGAAAACAUUAAAACGUUGUGUCAUGAACCCUUGGGGAGUAACGACAGCUAUGGGAAAAGGCCGCAUGGAAGCUUUAACAACGGCGUUGGCGUAAACUGCUCCGCGAAGUGCGAUGAAUUGUGUAACAAUAUAAAUGACCGACUGCAAAAAAUUAAAGAUAUUGUACACCUUAGGUCGGCAAAGCCAAAUGCAGUCCUGAUAGAAACCCUAACCUAUAUCAAAGAGUACAUAAAAGAAAUACAAAAGUACAUAGAUCUUUUUAACAACGUCAUAUAUGAGGAGAACAAGGCGUAUGCUUAUGUGGAGGAUAUAAUGACCUCUUUGGAUAAGCAAAAUCAGAACAUUCAGAAGAUUUUUCAUAUAUGUAGCAAAAAUAUUGUCAUUACGAAGAAUAACAGUGAACUCGUUUUGCAAAAACCGCAAAGCUACUCUUCUCUCUCGGCCAA